GUUUGAGAGUGAUGCAUUUUUCCUCGUGUCGUGAUAGUGACACUACACCAAGACCCGACUGGAAGUGGAAUCAGUCGAAAUUAUAUUUGUAAGUCUCAGCCGCGUUAAUUCUAGAGACCAGACUUAUUUUUACGUGGUAGAGGUAUCAUGAGAUAGACACUCCACGCCUACACCUGCAAGGCAGGACGACUUCGAGCGCAGUAGCAGUGCUAUAUACAACACGACCGCCAUGGAUUUGUUGCUUUUCACUUUGUCUGGCGCGAGCUCGGGCGGCGCAGAUGAUCAUACGGCCUCAAGUAUUACUAGCAAGCAAAAAACCCUCGCAGAAAAAUCGCAAUCAGCAUCGGAAACAACAACGACAAACCCACACCCGGUUUUAAACACCAGAAGUGACGACACCGACGCCCGCCACGAUCCGUUUUGCCUGCUCCCGCAUGCGAGCGGGUGGAAAAGUGGCAAAUGUUGCAACUAUCCACAAGAGCUGAUUCUGGAGCUGGAUGCCGACGCGAGCGUGAAGGAGGUUUCACUGGAAAGCGUGGGCCCAUUUGCCCCGUCGAGGGUCGAGCUUUACGCCGGUGUUGCCGGUUCCCCGCGCCAUCAGCGUGGAGUACUUAAAACCUCGUCCGGAAGCAACCUCAAUCCAACAGGCAGAGCAGCAGGGACAACAGCGCCUGGUGCUCCUUCGGGAGCAGAAAAUUACAGACGCGCGAACGCUUCUCGCACACGGCCCGGCGGCGGAGGGCAAAACCAGCAGCAGCAGCUCUUCACCACCGCGAUGUCGUCCACAUCAACUUCAACAAAGUCCCCGUUUGAUCGGUCCGCGGUGUCUUGGGAAAAGAUCGGAGAGUUUUCGAAGAAAUCAUCGGCGUCCUUCGUUCUCCGCCAGUACAGCGUCCCGCACAACGGCUGGCUCAAAUUGGUGUUGUUUCGGCCGCCCGUCGGGGCGGUUUCCAGCGACCACCAAAAUCCGUACAGCCGCGUCUUGGUCAAGUCGCUGGAGAUAUGGGGCGAAGUUUUCCAAGACACCCGAAAGUUGCUCGCGAAAGAGCGCGCGGCGAAGCGGUUGCGCGGCUUGGGCGCGGCUGCACCAGGGGCAGCAGGGGCUGCUUCUUCGAUGAACAUCGUCGAGCAGCCAGUCGCUGGUCGUGGCCUGGUUCAUCUUGCGGCCUCAUCCUCAUCUUUGUCGCCCCUUCGCAAAGCAGGACUAUCAAGUGCGAAUAUGGCUGGGUCUGGAAGGAUGCAACUUCUGAUGCGCAUUUCACAUCACACAAAAAUCUGUCAUGCAUGUAAGCCAAAAGGUGCACAUUUCCGGCCACCGAAAGAAGGGCUUUGUCAUGCGGAUAACGCAUUAGGAGACCAGACCUUCUCAAAACCUGUCAUGCUAGGGCGUGCAUGAAAGACCUUCUGGGUCAUGCCAAGGCUGCAUCACAAACCUCUGCAUUUUUCCAGACCCAGACAUUUUUACAUUUGAUAAGGACACGCAGCAGACAACUACUACAAGCCGAAGCAGCCCGUGCUGGAGGCCACGUGGAUGGAGCUCGGGCUGCCGCUGGAGGCCAUCCCGGUGACCGCGCGAAGACGAACGCGGAACCAGCUGGACAGCUACAGCAACGGGCUGGCGGAAGAACUGCUGAAGAAACAGCAGCAAGCGGUCCGGAACCAGCAGCCCGGGAUUGCCCAGAAACUGCAGUACCACCUGGACGACGUGAUCCGGCUGGGGGAGAAGAUCCUUCAGUUGGAGGAAGACCGGAAAGCGCUGGUGGACAUCCACUGCCUGCCCCGGGCCGAGAAGAAGGAGGAGGCGGUGCGGGCGCUGAAGCGGGAGGUCCUGGAGAUCGGCGCCGCCACGGACACGACCUGGUGGGAGCAGCAGAUGGUGUAUCAAAUGUAAAAAUGUCUGGGUCUGGAAGAAUGCAACUUGUGAUGCUGAAUUUGGAUUCCAAAAAAAUCUGUAUUGCAUGAGCAGCAAUGGGAUUGUAAUUUUUGCUACGCGGAGAGGGCAUUUGUCAUGCGGAAUAGGCAUUGCGAGGGUCUCAAAAAAUCUGUGAUGCUAGGGCAUGCAUCACAGACAUCAUGGCCCAGGCAAAACAUGCAUGACAAGUCUCAGAAUCUUCCAGACCCAGACAUUUUUACAUUUGAUAUGGUGCUGCCGCGCCCCGCCGCGGAUGAGUUUUUCCGCGUCGACUUCGAGGCCAAGAUCCGGCAGCUGCAGACGCUGCUCGAGGAGGAGCGGAAUUCCCGGUCCCGCGUCAACACCAUGCUGGACGACGCGGAGGCGAAGCUGGCGCACUUGCGGAAGGAGUACGAAGCAUUAGAGGACGUGGACACCGCCAAACAACUGCAGAUCUCGCGGCUCGAGGAAGCACUCCUGUUGGCGCGCGAGGAGCGGCAAGUGAUCACGCUCAGCGAACGGCUGCAGGAAGACCGAGAGAGACUGGACGGGAUGAUGGAGGUGGCGGGGGACAACAUGCUGCUGCGAAGUCCGGAACUGGGCGGACGCGCCGGAGACCAGUUGUCCACGGCGAGGCGCCGGAUGUCGGAGGAGGUAGGAGAAGGCGUGCCAGGGUCGUCGUCUGGCGGGGAGGACGGUUACUUGCAACAGCAGGACCAAGAUGGCACAGCGUUGUUUCCGUCCGCAACCGCAUCGGUAUUUCCUCGUGGAGGUGACGGCGAGAAGGACGAGGAUGCGUUUUCCUUUGACCUGCAUCACGAUCCGAAGCAAGCAGUCGACUUUGAACACAGCAGCGGCACACCGCCGCGUCCCUCGGAAGGCGACUUGGCCUCGCGAACCGCGUCGAAGGUCGACGGGGGUGGGCAAGAAGAGCUUGGGCAAGACGACGGACUUCUAAGAAGAGGGUCACAAAAUGCCCGCUUAGGUCCUCAGGGGACCUUCGACCCACCCAGCUGGGUGGGCCUUAGGUCCCCUGCCCUAAAAAUUAUUACAAGGUAACAAGAAGCCUAGACGUAACCGGGCGGGUCCGGGUCACGUUCGUCCGGCCGGCCGGACGGCACGUGACCGGGGGUCAGUGGGUCGUGGCGGUCGGAGGUGGUGGCCGCCGGGAAGCGCGCUGCGCGCACCCGGGCAACGAAGAAAAACAAGGUCAUGGCCGCUGCACGUCACUGGAGCAACACCUCUCUUGCCCACGCUCCGGACCCGGUCACGCAGCCGGGGCCGUCAGCUAGCUUGUGGGAGUAUUCCAUGCGGGCGCCUGGUCGCAAAGUGUACAGGGUUUACCCCUAUAGGCAUGCGGAUUGAUGUUUCCAAUUUAGGGCUCAAGAUUUUUUUUUUCUCGCCGACACGGCGCAGGCUCGCGUCGAUGCUCUGGUGGUGUCGGCCUACUGUCACAACACACGGCGCAGCCCCCGGCGAAUCACGACCGGAAUAAGCGCACCGGUACCGAUACCAGCUACCGCGGGCGCCCGCGCCCAACCAAAAAAGACAGGUCACGAGUUCGGCCCUUCACGGAAAAAGGGACGACUCUUGCCCCUGGUCUGCCCCCGGUGACGCGAGCUUUUAGCCCGAGCUCCCAACAACUAGGAAAAAAGUCAUGCGCUCCGCCUUUCACGAAAAAAAGGCACGAAUCCUCCCCGUGCUCCGUCCCCGGUCGCGGGGCCGCCGACUGUCUUGCUCCGGCGGCUCUGCGCAUUGAUCUAGUGUGGGGAGGGUUUUGGUUCUUAAGAAAGUAGCCCAUCUCUGUACAUAUUAGCUGCUACUGCAGCGGCGCAAGGGAAGGCCAGCGCUGCUUAACCGACGGGCGCUGCUGCUGCUGCAUUCAGCGCCGAAAUCGCCCCGAGGCAGGAAUGCCCCCGGUCCCGCGCCGUCCGGCCGGACGGACCGACGUGACUUCCCCGGCGGAAGCCAAAAAAAAAACUGAAACGGGCGAACGCGAGCUGCGGCGAAUUCAUAACUCAAUUUUUCUGGCAGGGGACCUAAGGCCCACCCAGCUGGGUGGGUCGAAGGUCCCCUGAGGACCUAAGCGGACAUUUUGUGACCCCCUUCUAACUCGCGAGAGAAGCGCAGCGGUGGAACUACUACAAGGUCGUGAGGAGGAUGCGGACGCUAGUACUUCGAAGGGGCCAUCUACUGCGGAAAAGCGGCGCGAGUUGUUCAAAAAGCACUCGACGGUCGAAGAGGCUAUUGACUCCCUUCUGGGCGGCGAGAAUAACGCUGAUGAUUCUACUUCCCAAGUCGAAGAUUUGUUGGAGGUUCUGACGGCCGGCGAAAUUCUGGAGCACAAUGUGAUGGAGCGCGCGGCGCAGGCCUCGGCGGACAAAGUGAAGUCGGGGUCCGAUGGAGAAGCGGCGCAAAAGCUCCGUGCGUCCUGGCUGGCGGGAAGCGAUCCCCUCCGAGAAGAUGGCGACGAAACGGUUCUUACAGGAGACGAGAACAUGCCAGCAGGUAUAGCAACUACGCUUCUUUCGCUUGCCAAGCUUCGGACCGAGCGGCUCCGUGACUGGUUGAACCCGGAAGACAAGCUCUUCCGUGCGGAUUACCCGGGCCUCACGCUCCGCGAGUUGGCGGGGGCGCGGAAGAAAGUGGCGAACGCGAGGCGGCUGGAGCGAGUCGCGCAGUUCCAGCGCGCGGUCCGGAAAGCCAAGAAGCUUUCGGACGUCCUGCGCAAAUUCACGCACCGCGAGGUCUUGGAGAACCUCACGGUCGGGCAGAUCUUGGAAGCCGGCGUGUAUGACGUGGAUCUGCGGGUCGCCGAGGAUCUCCUCCCGCCGACAGGAAUGACGACAACCUCGAGCAGCAGCUCCGGCUUAUCGACCGACCGCACCACGCCCCGAGUUGUAGCCGGCGACGAGGCGACACCGAGAGAAGACCAUGAGGGGGAACAGGAUGUACAAGAUGCGACGACGUCACACAGUGCGUCGAAGAAAGAAAAGAAAGAGAAGAAGAAAAAGAAAGAGAAAAAAGAAAAAAAGAAAAGCCGAGCGGAAGGCGCCUCGGCGACAGAUACAACAACUCAAGGUGAAGAUGUUGGCGCAGCAGGACUACAGAAAGGAGGAAAAAAAGAGCGGUCGUGGGCUUUGCUCAGGAAGGCCUUUCUCGGGGAGGACGAGGACUUGCUGCGAAGGCCACGCGGAAAGGAUGGCACAAACGCUGAGGGAAAAGUAGUUGACGAGGAAGCGAAUCUUUCCGCCGAGGAACUGGGACGACGAAGGAUUAGUGCGAUUUCGCAGAUGCUCGACCCGGCAGAUCCGCUGUACCGCGAGGGCGACCGGGACUUGACACUGCUGCAGCUCUUACAAGCGCGGAAAAAACGCGCAAGCGAACUCAAGCCUAGUACGCCGGUGGUUCCCGAGCUCAAAAACUUCCCGAACAAGGGCACGAAUAUUAAAUCUGAUGUCGAGCACGCGGGCGGGUCCGGAUCCGGGACAGAACAACAGAUUCCGAUUCGUGGCGAGGCUCUCACCGAUUCCGCAAGGAAGGAGUUUGAAGAGCAGUUUAACAUCUCGGCGGCAAACCCUCCAACGGUGACAACGAUCACCGAUCCGGUGACGGGGAAACAAAUCUCCGUCCUAACCGAUCCGAAGACCGGGGACGUCGUUUUGCAGGACGGAAAACCGAUUGCCGUCGAGGUCGACGAAGAGGGAAAGCCGGUCCUGGCCGUAGGUGCCGACGGCGAGCCCACCAUCCAAUUGGCCGACGGCAGUGUGGUGAAGAGCAAGAAUGUUAUCCGGAAGGGCAGCGUCAUCGAGCGCGUUUCCGCGGAGCAGGCGGUGAAAGCGACCGCGCAAAUGGCGGCGGCCGUGGCACAAACUAGUAGUGCUACUGGGGACAACGAAGGUUCCUUCUGCUCUUUUAUUUUUGGUGAACUUUCAUGUGCAGCGCUUCGAUAGCCCGACAUGAGGACGAGACAGUUUUUUCUACUUUUGGCUUUGCUUUUGCAUUUGCUUCGUAGAGGGGGCCGAAGUUCAGCAAGGAUAAAAGAACCAAUGGAAAGGUUAAGCUUUCGAAAAGUACAUUGCAAUUUCAAAUUAUUUCACAGCUGCUGCCGACGCCGAGGUUGCGAAGGUGAUGCAAAACCAAGACCAGCGCAAGGAGGAGGAGGACGUCGGAGAGGAAGCCCCCGAUGAGGAUUUCCUGGCCUCUUGGGUCGACGAGUUUUUCUGGGAAGAGAAGGCCCAGAGCGAGAAGUACAAGGAUAUGAAAGCCUCAGGUUCAAAAUCCUCAAAGUGGAAAUAAUUUGUAAUGCAAAAAAACGACUCCAGUUGAAGCGCCAUUUGUAGUCGGCGCAUGACAAAUUUCCGGGGCACUUAAAGCAUGUCUGUCAUGCAGGUUGAGGCAAAGGGGUGCCCUUCUCUCGUGCUAAGCAGCACUCCAAUUCUUCAUCCGGAGGACGACAAUAGUCGGCCUCCGUUGCGUCCUCUGCAAUACAGUCUUUUUUGCGUCGCAUUUCAUGCAUCACAAAUUAUUUAUUCCACUUUGAGGAUUUCCCUUCUGAGGCUUUCAUAAAGGACCUGGUGCUGACCCCGGGCAAAGAUUUCCCAAUCAAGUGGGAUGUGGUGGACUGUGUGACGCCCCGCGCGAGCCGCGCCGUGUUGGACGCGCAGCCGGUGUUUGGCGACGUGUUCUGCUCGGCCUUCCUCGCCCAGGACUGGCGUCUGCAGGAGUUCGCGUUGACCACGCUCGCAGCGCACCUCGACCCCUUGGUGCAGCGCAUGCUCGACGAGGGGUCGCACAAGUGCGGCCCAGCGGUGGACGAUAAUUAUUAUUAUGCACAACAGCACGGCGGUCUGGACGGAAGCAGGAAAAAUCGAACCGGUUACACUUCUACGCUCAGUAGGAGUGUGAACAAUAAACCCGGCGAAGAGAAUGAGAACAACAAUCCGCAGGUAGAUCUCGAAGUGAAACAGGACACGCGGUACGUGCGUGAUUUGAACAGCGCGCGGUCGAAGAGACACCUGGUUGCACCGUCGUCGCCGCAAACCAGGCGCGACUCCUUCAGUUGGAGCCCAAAUAAUUCCGAUCAAUACCCACCGGCGCCACGGAAUCUCUCCUCCUCGUGGCUCCGCGAGUCGGGGAGUCCGCGCAACUGGGAACAGAGGCCAAUCACCAUGUCCAGAAUUUUUCGCGUUCUCUGCGACCUAGUGCUCGCAGCCGUGGACACGGAAAACACCAAGCGGAAGAAGGUACUUCUAUCUUUACUGAAUUCUGACUCCACCGCUUCUCGUCGUUGUACUUCGGCUUCCCUGGUGGUGUCACUGUUACCCUCCCGGAGGUCCAGUAUAGAAAAUCUGAACUACUCUUUUCGUGAUGAAGUGACCAGGGAUAAUCGUGCGGGUUAUAAUCUCGGUUUUCUUGUUCUACUUCUCCUCCCUAAAUAUCAAUAGGAGCCCCUCUACCAACAACUGCUUGAGCUUGUCAUUAUCCUCAGGUCCCACUCCAAAUCGCGGCGGUGCAAUUUCUGGAAAAGCUGACCACCGCCCGCUUUGUCGACGACAUCCCCGUGCGGGUCGCGCUUGCCUGUCUGAAGAAACCUUGUUCAAGUUUGAUCGCCAACUUGCUCGGCGAUGCCAACAACCGGCUGCACCACGUCACCGAGAGCUGUCUAGCUGCGAUCAUCACGCAACUGGGUCCGACCCCGGUGGUUUCCGCACUCGUCUCGCAUCCAGACGCGCCGCCGGCGGGGGGGAGGGACAGCUCUCUGUCCCGGUCGACUGCGCGGUCCCCGAACAAAAGCAAGACCAACCCGAAAAUGACGCCGAGGCUGGUUCACCUCCCGUGGCGCGCGUUGGAAGCGCGCCUGGAGCUGCUCCACUCCCUCGUCAGCAUAUGCGGCCCGCCCAGUCUGAUCCCGUCGAAAAACUACAGCGUGCCCAAUUUGAUGCCGUUGGUGAUCACGGGUCUGAACCACCAAAUGUGGGACGUGCGGCACUUGGCGAUCGAGGUCUGCACGUUACUGUUCCAAAACGUCGGGUUGAAAUUGCUUCCCUACCUCCAGGAAGUGCCGCCAAACUUGAUCGAGUCGCUGAAUGUCCGAUUCUCCGAAGUCGACGCGGGAGAGUACGAGGACGAAGAAGAUUUCGCGCUCGCUUUGUCCCAAGCCCGGUCCGAGGUCGCCACCGCCAGCUCCCCGCGCCCGCGUGGCGGUGCGGCGACUUCCACGCAGCAUGGCUUUUCGUCCACGAAAAGGUCUGGCGCCGGCAGUCCGCAAUCCAGCACAGCGCUGGACGACACCACGGGUCCGGGUGGGAAUUUGAUGGACAAGAGCAUGCGCCGGACGGUGGGAUCAUUAGAAAAACGGGCGGCGCGGGAGGAAAACGCCGCGAAGCAGGACGCGUCGCCGCGUCCGCGGUCGAGCCGCCGCGGAGGCGCCCGCAGUCCCGGCAGUAGAAGUCCUGAGGCGACCGACGCAGUGCCAAGACGGCUGUCGGAGCCCCGGCUGUCCGAUACCAGCCAGGCGCGCGAGUACAUGCAAAUACGCAAGUCAGGAACCGACUCCCCAUCCGCGAGUCAGCGAAACGUGCUUGUAGAGCGCCCACCCUCCCACUCCUACGAGGACUACCAGUUGCAGUACGAAAAUCGGAUUUCCCGCGCCCUUGGCCGGGACAGCACGAAUAAUCUGCUAAAAUGAAGAAGAAAAUGUAGGAUUAUCACGGUCACUAGCAGCUGCAACACGAGUUCUUGCUUGUUACUCUCAGAGCAGAACUUUUGGUCUCAACAUGGCUCUGAGUGCAGACAAGAACAGACGCAUGCAAGUAGGAAACGCGCACUUGGUCCGCACUAUUCCAGCAUUUGUUCCCUAUGCGGCAUUUUCUAUGUCGACUGAUGAUGAGUUUGAAUAUCAUCUUCAACUUCUACCUCAC
Molecule: messenger RNA, 8814 nt
Organism: Amoebophrya sp. A120
Lineage: Eukaryota; Dinophyceae; Syndiniales; Amoebophryaceae
Source: the annotation of a GenBank genome assembly